This is a messenger RNA of Drosophila rhopaloa, 900 nucleotides long. RefSeq lists its product as uncharacterized. The coding region runs from base 101 to 775 and encodes 224 amino acids. The record is from RefSeq and is a predicted model, not a curated record. The transcript is spliced from 4 exons. Lineage: Eukaryota; Metazoa; Arthropoda; Insecta; Diptera; Drosophilidae.
ACACACAAACAGCAACACAAACUAAACCCCAAAAACGGAGCCCAAGAAGAGCUGAAUCCGGCAAAACGUACGUUAAGUUGAACCCCAACAAACGGUGACAAUGGCCCCCAACGAUCCGCCGCAUCCUGGCAGUAAGAGAUCCGCAUCCACCAUGGCGAUGGUCGCCAGCCACAGCAUCUCGUAUGUGCAGUGCCAGAACCUCAAGUACAAUGUCCUCAUCCUCGGCUGGCUGGGCGUGAUCAUCUCCAGCGUCAUCCUGGGCAGCUCCGUGCUGACAAUCCACUUGCAGCCGGACAUCGAACUGCUGCUCAAGCAAUGGCCUAUGAACUUGGUUCCGGUUACAGAGCAGCAGGCCCUGAUUAAUUUGUUGACCAUCUUUAGCACUAUUGUUUAUGGAAUGUCGCUGAUCAACAUGGGAGUCAGUCUGCUGCUGCUAAUAGGUAUCGCCCGGGACUCUAGUUGUCUGAUGUACCCGUGGUUGAUCUAUCAUGGCGUUAUUUUUGGCUUUGGUCUUUAUUUGGGGGUUUUCUAUGCCACCGCAGGUCUGUUUAUUGACCUUUCGAGCUUUCUAAUGUGUCUUCUGGUGUUCACCCUUGUACUGGUUAUUUUUUACAAGAUCUACCACGAGGUCUUCACCCUAUUUCGAGUGAUGGAGCAGCAGUCCAAAAGUGGGGACAUGGGCGGGUUCUACUAUCAGGAUGCCGAGCAAGCGUGGACCGCGGCUGGGGUUCCCUAUCAGCAGGUCUACCUGCCCCGUCUGCCGAUCCAAAAGUAAAUUGCACAAUUCCGAAACAUCAAGACAAUUGCAACUACAACAGCAACGAGUAGAGAAAAAAAAGAUUUAAAUGACAUUUGGACUUUGUUUGCACGAUUAAUAAACGUUUGACAAGUUCGAAUUCA